AUGCGGCCCGGAUCCGCCGCCUGGCCUCGAUCCGCCGCCGCCGGGACCCCUGCUCCGGUCGUGGGGCCCGGAUCCGCCGCCGCCGGGGCCUCUGCUCCGGCCGUGGGGCGCGGAUCCGCCGCGGCCGGAACCUCUGCCACGGCUGCUGCUGCCCUGGCGGCCCUUGUGCCCGCUGCUGCUGACGCCGCAGCAGGGGCCGCCGCCGCCCAGCAGGCCGCGGCCCAGCAGGGCCCCCUGCCCGACGCCGCCUCUGCUGGCGCGGGUACGGGGGCUGCAGGGCCUCCGGUCGCCGCGCAGGACGCCCACCGCGCCGCCGGGAAGCAGCCCGCCGCCGCCGAUCCCACGUGGCCCGAGCUUGGGAUGCCUCCCAUGGAUGUGCCGCUCUCCGCAGUCGCCUUCCGUGGGCAGCAGGUUGUCCCGGCACGCCGUCACCAUUUCCGGUGA
Messenger RNA from Panicum virgatum (switchgrass), 444 nucleotides. RefSeq names its product protein FAM71B-like. Bases 1 to 444 code for a protein of 147 amino acids. The record is from RefSeq and is a predicted model, not a curated record. The transcript is spliced from 2 exons. Lineage: Eukaryota; Viridiplantae; Streptophyta; Magnoliopsida; Poales; Poaceae.